AUGUUGUUCUACAGCUUCCACUUCGGACCCGGCGUGGUCAUGCACUACGAGGGCUCGGGCCUGGCCCCUCUGGCCCUGGUGCUGCUCCCGUGGCUGCUCUCGACCGGGGUGCUCGAGGCGGUCACGCGCGUAUUCCUCACGGCGAUAUUCGGCCAGGCGUAUACCUCGCACAUAGCGCCCCCUGACCCGACCCCCGCGGCGCCCCCGCGGACACCGCCGCACAUGGCGCGGCACCACCGGGCGCGCGCUGCGGAAGCCGACGUGUGGGGGCCGUCGCCCGUCUUCCUCAUCCUCAAUAUGCUGCUCCCGGGCCUCCUGUCCUUCCUCAUGUUCCGGUACUUCCUCCUCCGCCGCGAACACGGCUCCUGGGGCGCGCUGCAGCUCCUCUUCGACUUCCGCGUCGGCGUCCCGCAGUCCGGCACCGCGCGGCACGGACCCUCGCACGCCGAGCGGCUGCGACAAGUGUCGUUCGCGCUGAGCGCGAUGCCCGAGGAGGAGCACAGGACGCCCGCGCGCCUGCGCGAGAUGUCCGUCGAGGAGCUCCGCGCGCGGCUACGCGAGGCCGGCCUGAACCCUGCGGGCGCGGCAAGCAGCGCCGACGGCGGCGCGGCGGGGGGCGAGCUGCCGUCGGACAAGGAGGAGCUCGUGCAGCGCCUGAUCGACCAGGGCGGGACCACCGGCGCCUCGUGCGGGAUCUGUUUCGACGACUACGAGGACGGCGACAAGCUGCGGCGCCUCCCGUGCUCGCACAAGUUCCACGCGCACUGCAUCCACCGCUGGGCCAUCACCUCGACGCAGUACUCGCGGCCGAGCUCCUGUCCGAUAUGCAACCACCCGCUGUGCGACGCGGCGGCGGCGGCGGCCGCGGCGGCCGCGGCGGGGCAGGACGGGCGCGCGCCUGGGCAGGAGCAGCGCGCGGGUGCCGAGGGGGGCGUCACCGGCCCUGGGGGCGACGUGUGGGGGAGCGCGUCGGGGCUCCGGAGGCGGCAGGUCCACGGGGAGGACGCGCCCCCCGAGGAGGCCCGGGUGGGGUCUGCGGGGAUGCCUGAGCCGGGCGGGGAGCAGGGCGCGGGGGGGGGUCCCCGGCAGCGGCCCGCGCCGCAGCAGCGGCCCGCGCACGCGCACGGAGACGCAGCUCCGGAGCACUUGACUCCGCUGGGCGCGGCGCUGAGCAGCAGCACGCUGGGUGUGGUGGCCGCGCUGGUAGCCCUGCAGGUCUGGAACGCGCUGUUGUGA
Messenger RNA from Pedinophyceae sp. YPF-701, 1236 nucleotides. The record is from the annotation of a GenBank genome assembly. Lineage: Eukaryota; Viridiplantae; Chlorophyta; Pedinophyceae.